AUGUCUUCUUCUUGCGUGCAACAAUCAUACCAAGAUCCAUUGUCUCAUGAAGGGCAAAACAUGAGGUUUGUAAACCCCAAUUCCAUCUCGCAACAGCAACAACAACAACAACAACAGCAGCAGCAGCAGCAGCAGAAACAUCAUCAAAAUAGCUACCCCUAUGACUAUAGUCAGUUCAUCAAGAAACAGCAACAGCAGCACCAGCAAAAUCCUCAUCAAAGAAGAUUUAGUUACACGAGCAUGCUCUCAGACCCUGAUCAAUGCUACCUUCCAACAAUUACAAACUCAUCGCCCUCAAAUGAUAGUGAUGACUACACACAGCAAGAAACACCUCCAAAUUCUUCGUCUGUUGUAAGCCCUGCAUCCGUUUCCAACUUUAUUGACCCUGUCUACGUUGACUUGCAGACUAAGGCCAUCAAUCAGCAUCAUGCUGGCAUGUAUCAUCAUCCACAACAACCUCAUCCCCAUAUGCUGAUGGAUCAUCGAACUGCGCAUCAUCAGCCCAUCCAGUAUUAUGAUCCUCAUCAUAAGAACUUUGAUCAAAAUACUAAUGUUUUCAAUCAUCAUCGUAACAACUCAAUGAUUCCGCCACAGCACCCAGGGUUUCCUAUCAGCAGUUUGUGCUCUACGCCUACUCCCACUUCAGCUACCAUCAUGAACAAACAUAGCCAAUCUCGUCCAAUGACACCGGUCUCUCCUCCUCUUUUUGUAAAAGAUAACUAUGCUGGCCAACAAGAUCAAAAAUCAAGUGCUAAUAAUAACCAUAAUCCUGAGACAAACACGAAGCCCAAGAAAACACCUCGUUCUCGAGGUCGUCGUGUCUCAAAUGUUCCUGGCUGUGGUACUCGUAUGUUUACAUGCAAUGCGGAUGGUUGCGGUAAAGUAUUCAAGCGAUCAGAACACCUCAAGAGACAUAUCCGAUCCAUUCAUACAUUGGAAAAACCAUUCGAAUGCCCAUAUCAAAGCUGCAAUAAAAGAUUCUCCAGAUCUGAUAACUUGAAUCAGCAUAUCCGCAUCCACCGUCAUAGCAACACUUCAAAGGAUGGCAACUCUGCUACAUCCAAAUCAGCCAAGCAUAUCAAACUACAGGAAGAAUCAUCAUCAUCGCCAUCAUCCGCUACAAAUGCAGCAACAGACAACCUUCAUCAUCACCACCAGCAUCAACAUAAUCAUUUCAAUGCUACUAGUAAUAAUAACAAUAAUAGUACUUUUUCAAAUUUUAUUUAA
This is a messenger RNA of Mucor velutinosus, 1227 nucleotides long. RefSeq lists its product as uncharacterized. The record is from RefSeq and is a predicted model, not a curated record. The transcript has 2 exons. Bases 1 to 1227 code for a protein of 408 amino acids. Gene Ontology annotation, biological process: regulation of transcription by RNA polymerase II. Lineage: Eukaryota; Fungi; Mucoromycota; Mucoromycetes; Mucorales; Mucoraceae. Gene Ontology annotation, molecular function: RNA polymerase II cis-regulatory region sequence-specific DNA binding; DNA-binding transcription factor activity, RNA polymerase II-specific.